AUGCAUCUCUUCCGCCGAGGCACGUCCUCGCUCUUUAACUCCUCCAACGUCUCUCUCGCUUCCUCAAAGACCGACGCAACCACCGAUGCUGUCGGUGACAAUGCGCUCGCUAUCGAGGGAUUCCGAACAAUCUCGGAAUCCGACAAGUUGUUCUCCAAGGUCGACCCAGCUGUUGACGGCGAUGACUGUCUUCACGAUUGCGCAACAUGUACCAUCAAGUACCCCGCCAAAUUUGACGUCGACAUGGAGGACGAGCUGUAUGGUCAAGUGAAGGGGUGGGCAACACACAUGCUUGUUGCAACAGGCAAGUCGGAUUGGGUACGCGAUGUUGCAGACGAGACAGGCAGUGUCAUGGAAGCAAUUGAGAAGGGGGGAGUUGAGCCGAGCAAUGGGCGCCUCAAGCUUUCAGCUUCCAACAUGUCUGUCCCGGAUGAGUACCACAUGCACGAAUCAGGCAAACAACCCACAACCGUCCUCAUCCUGCCCAGCUUCACUAUCGUCGAUAAUGUCACGCCACAACUGGCCCCUGAUCUGAUCGAGCACUUUGUGAACAACUCCGCCACAACUACAACACCACUCACCGGGGUGGUCCCAACAGCGCCUGAAGAUCAAAAGGAGAGCUCCGAAGAACAGCCAUCAGAGCCCAUCCCCCACCCUUCCAACACCUCUAUCUCUUACCCCCUCCGCUCGCGCCCAUGCCCUCACGCCGCCGUCAUUCUACUAUGCUCGCAGCGCACCCGUGAUGCUCGCUGUGGACAAUCCGCGCCGCUGCUCCGCCGCGAAUUUGAGCGACACCUACGGCCAUUGGGGCUAUAUCGUGAUAUGGACGAUACACGCCCCGGUGGUGUGGGAAUCUACUUCAUUAGUCACGUUGGUGGACAUAAGUACUCUGCCAAUGUUAUUGUGUAUCGGCGCCGGGACUUUGAGUGGUAUAAAUCCGAGGAUGCGGAUGCUAAAACUGGUGAGCAGGAGGGUGCGGCACAAGGAAUUUGGCUGGCUCGUGUCAAGCCAGAAGAAUGUGAAAAUAUCAUCCGGUAUACUGUUUUGCAGGGUAAAGUGUUGAAACCCGCGCAGCAAUUGCGAGCUGGAUUUGACCGCGAGCGAGGAUUGACAAGUUGGUAA
Molecule: messenger RNA, 1122 nt
Organism: Penicillium verhagenii
Lineage: Eukaryota; Fungi; Ascomycota; Eurotiomycetes; Eurotiales; Aspergillaceae
Product: sucrase/ferredoxin-like domain-containing protein
Exons: 2
Coding region: 1-1122 (373 amino acids)
Source: RefSeq, a predicted model, not a curated record